AUGUCCCAGACAAUGAACACUAGUGGAAAUACUAUGGUGAAUAGUAUUGGGAACAACAUCGGAAACAGUCUUGCCACUAGUACCAACGGCCCUGGAAUGAUCGUUACCAAUAACGGGCCCAGCAACACGAUGGGAAACUCAACGCCAGCCACACCGACCAACAAUUGCCAGUCGAUCAGAUAUUGCUGGGAAGCCGAUAAAGUGAAAACGCUCAUCCGACUACGCGCAGAACUGUCACCACUAUUCACCGGCAAGCGAAAUGCCUCCAAAUAUGCGUGGGCGGUCGUCGAACGCGAACUCAGUGUGCCUUUGCCGAUUUCAAAAAUUAUCAAAAAAUGGAAUAACCUACUGCAGGAGUACAAGGCCAUCAAAAUGUCGGAGGAACCAAAGCGCCGAGAAUGGCCCUUCUUCAACUUGAUGGACGUGUACUUCAGCGAUCAGGUGAACGAUCCCACCCUUCGUCUCUUCUCAUCAACCAAACGGUUCGAUUCGGACACAUUGGAUGAUGCUCAGUUUGACGAUGAGAUUAUGAACCAGACGGCUGCGGUGGCCAUUGCUGCCGCGGCGGCCGCCUCUGCUGCCGCAGCAAAUGCCGCUAGUCAACACAAAAUUAAAGGGGAACUGAUCCAUGGCCACAGCGGGGGCAGCAUGCUGGAUAUCUCGGACAUAAUUGAGGAUCACCUGGGAAGCGGGGACUCGAAGCUAGACCAGUUCAAGAGAGAAAUUGUACUCAGCCAGUUUAGCAACGUAUCGGAACGAAGUAAUAGUAGCAGUCGAAAGGAGAAAAAUAACAACAACACCAAUAGUAACAAUAACAACAACAGUAAUAGUAACUCUAAUAACAAUAGUAACAACAACAACAACAAUAACAACAGUAACAACAACAACAACAACAACGGAAACGCUACUAACAACGGUGGCAAUAGUUACAGGGAAAAGGAAAAACAGCUUAUCGAAAGCUUAAGUCAAAGUCCCGGGACGGGUCAAAUAAGCAACGGGGGUGGCAACAAUGCCAGUCCCGAGAGUAGUAGUUUGAACAGUAGUCCAGCCAGCCAUGUCAGUAGCACCAACGGGUCCAAAAUGACCAACGGACCGUCGACAAAUGCAAAUUUCAACGCGCUGUUGGCGGCCGCCAGCAGUACUCACAAUGGGAGCAACCUGCACAGUAACAGUAGUAGUGCGAUUAGCAGCACGGACCGUGACACUGACUACGACGAUUAUCCGAACGAUAGAGACAGCAUGUAUGAGGGGGGAAGUACAAAUUUGAAAAAUCUCAACCAGAAACUCCUGCACCAAAUGAACGAACAUCACAACAUUGAUCAGUAUCUUCUAUCAUGGCGUGGUUUUCAUGGAAACAUGUGCAAAGGCUUCCACAGUCUGCAGCGCGAUGGCCAAAUGGUGGAUGUUACGAUCGCUGCCGGUGGAAAAAUCUUCAAAGCACACAAGCUGGUCCUGUCGGUGUGCAGUCCAUAUUUUCAGAAAAUCUUCCUUGAACAUCCGUCGCAGCAUCCAAUCCUGUUCAUGACUGAUGUCAACGCCCACCACAUGGCCGGUUUGUUGGAUUUUAUGUACAGUGGACAAGUAAACGUCAAGUACGAGGAUUUGCCAAACUUCUUGAAGGUAGCAGAAGCUCUGCAAGUGAAAGGAUUACAUGGAGAGAGUACCAACGAUAACGAAGAGCGUGAUUAUCAGCAACAGCAACAACAGCAUGCCCUUCGUCUUCAAGAGCAGCAACGCCUAUACCAGCAACAACAACAGCAGCAACAGAACAUGGCUCAUCAUCAGCAAAAUUUGGCCCAUCAACGACAACAACUACUUCAAGCAGCUCAACAACAAGCCCAAGCCGUUGCUCAUGCCCAGCAACAGCAGGCGGUUCAGCAGGCACAGCAAGCCGCCGCUGCUGCUGCUGCCCAACAGCAACAGCUGGUCAGUCGCAACAGCUUCAAAGAGCUGAUGAAGGCCAAACAUGCGGCCGCAGUUGCCGUACUGAACGAAGAUUACUUAAACAACAAUGCUAACAAUAUCAACAACAAUAAUACUACCACGAACAAUGCCAACCUCAACAACAAUCUCAGCUCCAUGAAUAACAACAACCUCUCGCAAUUUGGUGUCCACCAGGUGAAUCCCUCGAAGAAAAUGCUAGACAAUCAGAAAUACCAGAAGUAUUAUUCGAAGAGAAAGCUGGUUCAACAGUACGAACAGGAAAUGCGAGCGGAAAAACGGAAACUGGGCAUUGAAGAUGUUAUACAAGCGGCAGCAGCAGCCAAGGCACUGAACCUGCGACUAAACAAUGGCGGGAUGGCCAGUCCGGUAGGUCCCGGGACACCGACACCGAAUCCACCAGAAACACCAACAAACGGCAGUGCUAGCGGAACCGACGAAGAACAACCAGCGUUGCUACAGAACAUCAAAUCAGAACCCAAUUACGACGAAGACGAAGGCAUGGAAGUGGAUCAGGACCAUCAUUCAGGCGCGGCAAACAAUAAUAACAACAACAACAAUAACAACAGCAGCAUCAACAAUAACAACCACGAUGAGGACUACUACAGUCAGCGCGACUCGGUUAUCGGCAAAUCGAUCAAGCAUUCCAUUCUCGAGCCAAAUAUAGUAUUAAAGCAGAGCGAAGAGUGUCUCAACACAAGCAGCCAGACGGGUAGUCUCAAUUUGUGCAAGAACGUCAGCUAG
This is a messenger RNA of Sabethes cyaneus, 2685 nucleotides long. RefSeq names its product probable serine/threonine-protein kinase cdc7. NCBI's taxonomy places the organism in Eukaryota, Metazoa, Arthropoda, Insecta, Diptera, Culicidae. Gene Ontology annotation, biological process: regulation of transcription by RNA polymerase II. Gene Ontology annotation, molecular function: protein binding. The record is from RefSeq and is a predicted model, not a curated record. Gene Ontology annotation, cellular component: nucleus. The transcript has 7 exons. Bases 1 to 2685 code for a protein of 894 amino acids.